Archocentrus centrarchus (flier cichlid) is the source of this 733-nucleotide messenger RNA. RefSeq names its product cornifelin-like. NCBI's taxonomy places the organism in Eukaryota, Metazoa, Chordata, Actinopteri, Cichliformes, Cichlidae. The record is from RefSeq and is a predicted model, not a curated record. The transcript has 4 exons. The coding region runs from base 109 to 600 and encodes 163 amino acids.
CCCAAUCCAAAGUGCAUCCUUUCAUUCAUUCUUCUUCAGAGGUGCACAGAAGGUGUCCUGGAAAAGCAGAGUACUAGUUCAGUGUCCUUGGUUGAAGUUCAACACACAAUGGCAGGAAAAGGCUCAAGAGAUUGGCACACUGGUCUCUUGGACUGCGCAAAGGAUGUACCUAGUUGCUGCUAUGGUUUCUGGUGCUGCCCCUGCCUCGCCUGCUCCAUUUCAGUGAAAUUAGAAGAGAACACCUGUCUCCCUUUAUGUGACAUAUUCGGUCCUGGUGUGUUUGCAGCCUGUGGAAUACCUCUUUGUGCUCCCCCUGCAGUCUUGUCUGCAAGGGUUGCCAUGAGACACAGAUAUGGCAUCAAGGGGUCUCUCUGCAAGGAUAUUGCAGUUUCCUGUGUCUGUGAGUGGUGCUCCUGGUGUCAGAUGCAUCGCGAGUUAAAACAUCACAAGAAAACCCCGACUGUUAUCAACGUACAGAAUAACCCUGUUGUCAACAUGCAGCCUAUUCCAGUUGCCCAGCCACCAGUUGUGAUGAUGCCUGCACAACCAGUUCCAGCUAGUUAUGUUGUUCAACCAGGAGUGGUCAUGCGUCCAUACUGAUGAUUGCCAGUAUGAUGCUGCUCAGAGUUUGUUCUGACGCAUUUAUCAGUGAAAGCAGAGAAUGUAAUCAAUUUGAAAUUAGACUAUGAUAAUUUCUAUUGAUUUCCUGCUAAUCAUGAAAAUUAUUUCUAUU